Acanthopagrus latus (yellowfin seabream) is the source of this 1456-nucleotide messenger RNA. Its product is annotated as Fc receptor-like protein 5. Bases 399 to 1139 code for a protein of 246 amino acids. The record is from RefSeq and is a predicted model, not a curated record. Gene Ontology annotation, molecular function: transmembrane signaling receptor activity. The transcript has 6 exons. Gene Ontology annotation, biological process: cell surface receptor signaling pathway. Lineage: Eukaryota; Metazoa; Chordata; Actinopteri; Spariformes; Sparidae.
CCUGAUCGGGGGCGGGGCUAGAGUCCUACAGAGUGUGUCUCUCUAGGACUGUAGGCGGGACGGGCUGCUGCUGAGCCAGUAGUAACGUUAAUGAGUACUACUAGUGAGCAUCUUCGAAACUGUCGAGUCCGCCACUUGAAAAUGCAUAAGAGGAAGAAACGCCCGGGUGGUGCUGAGAAACAGCGAUUAUAAAACGUCUCUGGAGGUGGAGGCUUCUAAAUGUGUGAAGUUGACGGACCUUUUUGGUGCCGGAACCACCAACCCGCCAGCAGCCGCAGGUGUUGCUGCACCGGGAGACGAGGGAGGAGGACCUGAUGGUGAUGAGCGAGUGGAGGCAGACAUGGAUGUGGUUAACAACUCUGUGAAACUUGACAAAGAGGAAGACAAAGCGACACAAGAUGGAGAUCGCACUUCUCUGCCUGAUGCUCGGUUUUCCAGUCGAAGCCACACUGAGAGUGUUUCCCGACAGAUCUCAGUUCUUUCGGUAUGAGAACAUCACUCUGACAUGUACGGCGCCAGACAACUCCGGCAGCUGGAAAGUGAAAAGAAACACCUCGACUGAAACGUCGGCCGUGUGUAAGUUUGGCUGGGGGAUCCCAGGUGAGUCCUCCUGCAUCAUCGAGAGCGCCUACCCAUCAGACACUGGGCUGUACUGGUGUGAGUCUAAGCAAAGCGGGUCCAGCAACACGGUCAACUUCACAGUGACAGAUGAUGUUUUGAUCCUGGAGAGCCCGUUACUUCCUGUGACGGAGGGCGAUACGGUGACCCUCAGAUGUUUAUACAAGGAGGAAGACCAAGUUGAGAUUACUAAAGGCUUCAGCGCGGCGUUCUACAAGGACGAUGUGUUCAUCGGUACCGAGCCUGCAGGACAGAUGAUCCUCCGGGACGUGUCUCAGUCUAACGAGGGCUUCUACAAGUGUGGAAACUCGACACGCGGAACGUCACUUCAGAGUUUGCUGACAGUCAAAGUCCGUCAGCCUGAGAGCGACUCGACUGCGACUCCUCCUCUCAUGUCUAAACCCAAACUGCUGUGCACCAUCCUGCUCUUCUUCCUCUACACUGGCAUCCUCAUCCUCGCUAUAUACACGUACAGGAAGUGGGCUCAAGUUCAAGCUGAGGCCAAGAGGGGACGCUCCUGACCGUCUGGACUCACAUUAAAGGAACAGGUCACCACAAAUAUCACAGAGACAUUUCUGGACAUUUUAACCCGUGUGAGGACAUGAUGGCUGGAUUUCCUUUUUAUGGGUGAACUUUUCCCUUUAAACAACCUUUUUAAAUGCUGACCAAUAUAACUGUGAACAAGUAAAUAUAUCUUUUUUACCUAUUUAUCCUGUUUAUUAAAUGUAUGUCUAUCAUUUCUUAUGUGUAAUGCUGACAUGAAACUGAUGUGUUUUAUGUGAUAUUUAGUUUCUCUGCACUCAAGCAUUCUGAGAAAAUAUAUAAAUUUGACCUUCUG